Molecule: messenger RNA, 3618 nt
Organism: Hemicordylus capensis (graceful crag lizard)
Lineage: Eukaryota; Metazoa; Chordata; Lepidosauria; Squamata; Cordylidae
Gene: PXDC1
Product: PX domain containing 1
Exons: 5
Coding region: 296-991 (231 amino acids)
Molecular function (GO): phosphatidylinositol binding
Source: RefSeq, a predicted model, not a curated record
AGUAACGCAACUGUAAAGGCGGCGGCGGCGGCGGCAGCAGAAGAGGAGGAGAAGCCGCGGGGAGCUGGGACUUCCCUUCUUCUGCCUGGGCAGAGACAGAACGCGCGGGAGGCGCUUGGCCGCCUCGCUUAGAGCUGAGGGAGCGCGUUGUGCUCGACCGCUUUGCCUGGGGGGCAGAUGGUGGGUCCCUCUCCGCUUCUCCCCCACGAGUAAGUGGCGCAGCUGGCGGACAGAGGAGGUUGCCCCCUCCCGUCCCCUGGCGCCAGCCGUGGUAUGCGCGGCGGGCAGCGGCGGGAUGGCUUCGGCCGUGUUUGAGGGCACUUCGCUGGUGAACAUGUUCGUGCGGGGCUGCUGGGUGAACGGCAUCCGGAGGCUCAUUAUCAACCGGCGCGGGGACGAGGAGGAGUUCUUCGAGAUCCGCACCGAGUGGUCGGACAGAAACGUCCUCUACUUGCACCGCAGUUACUCGGACCUGGGCCGCCUCUUCAAGCGCCUCCUCGACUCCUUCCCGGAGGAUCGCCCCGAGCUGUCACAGUCCCCCUUGCUCCAAGGACUAAUCACAAUUAAAGAGUCUCAUGACAUUGAAGCCCGACUUAAUGAAGUAGAAAAGCUUCUCAAGAAUAUUAUAAAUAUGCCUUGGAAGUAUUCUAGAUCUGAAGUUGUCCUCACCUUCUUCGAAAGAUCUCCUUUAGAUCAGGUGCUAAAAAAUGACAGUGUCCAUAAAAUUCAACCAAGCUUUCAAAGUCCAGUUAAAAUAUCAGAAAUCAUGCGGUCCAAUGGGUUUUGUUUAGCUAAUACUGAAACGAUAGUCAUUGAUCACAAUAUACCAAAUGGAAAAGAAAAGCACCUGGAUGUAGAUUCAGCAGAACACUUGUUUGAGAAUGUGAGUGAGUUUCCUUCAGAGCUAGAGGACAGUGAUGACCCAGCCGCUUAUGUCACCAACUUGUCAUACUACCACUUGGUUCCAUUUGAAACCGAUAUUUUGGAUUAGAACUGCCACGUGAGCGCCAUGGCUGAGGUCAGAUGGAUGGCUUUUCUCAUGACAUUCACUGCCCCAUAGCUUUGCAUUCGUCAUGCAUGUUGAAGUUGUGUGGUGAAAGGCAAAGAGGGCGAACUACAAAUAUUGUCUGGAAGCUAAUACUGCUGCUUGGUUCUUCACUGUGGCUCCUGGAGGUACCUUUUAAAGAUGCAGCUCUUUCCUAACAAGCAAUGAGACAUUCAGUUUGCCAAAAGGAAUGACACAAGAGCACCCAGCGCUAAAUAGGCUCAAGGAAAUAUACUGCAACGUCAGCAGCCACCACAACAUUGGCAAAACAAUGGAGAUUAUGAAAGAAUCAAUGGCACCAAUUCUCACCAAUAUCCAGAGAAACUUGCAAAGGCCAUCCAUAUUUCUUUCCCCCCAACUGUUUCCAAUCACAGUGAUAUUUUACAUUGUUUUCUUUGGAAGGCCUCAUGUUCAAAUAUCAGUUUUCAUUUCAUUGCUUUGAGUGACAACUUACAGCAAGCGUCAUGGUAGUUUCUUCAUUAAGAGAUGCCAGAUUAACCGAUGCCUUAUGUCAUGAGUGCCUAAAGGGGUGGGGGUGGGGGAAGCACAUACACGAGUUGAUGAAUUUAAUGUGUUAUAUGCCUGGGGUUUUAUUUAAUCAUCUGAAAGCCUGUCUUUCUCACUUGAAAUAAUAAUUAAUAAUAACAAAAAUAAUCAAGGGAACAAGCAAGGGAAGGGGCAAAAUUGUUUUUAGAUACUCUGAAUUUCUGAAAGGCCUGCGGGAAAUGCUGAUAGGAUAUGUUUUCUCUUCCUGAACCAGGACAUAUGAGCAGUUCUAAAUCUUAACAGUGCUUAUUCAAGAGUACAUACUUUUGUUUUACUUUGUUCUCUAAGGGCUGGAGCAUAGUACGUUCACCAUAAGGAGGAUACCGAAAAAGGCCUAGCUAUGGUGACUGAUCCCCACGUCUCUUAAAUGUAUAGAACUAUUUAGGAAAUUUCAUGGGGCGCAUGAUGACUCACACCAUGCUGGCACAGAUCCAUGCUGUAAGUCAUUCUAUAUGGUAGGAGCAGGGAAGAAACCGUCAACCAGAGAGAGGUUGUUUUCAGUGGCAAACCAGCAACAACUGUAACAUGUCUGAGACAGAUCUCAUGUGCUCUGAGAGAUCUAAGACAGAUCUGUCUCUGAACUUGCGUAAGGUGUUUUCUUAACAGUAUCACAUCAUUAGUAGCACAACAGCCAUAGCGAACUGGAGCCAAAUUUGGGUUUUGUUACUAUUCAUGUUACUAUUCGUGCACACAUUCUGCUCAUCCUCUCAAAAGAAGCUUCAGUCAUGUGGGAAGCAUAUAGCUACAGUACUUCAAUGCACAGAUGUCACUUUAGUCCCCACACUUGAGAAACAGUUUCACUAGCCUAUCUUUGUAUCUCCCACUAGCCCUUCUCCCCUGCUUCCUUUCUAGGGUUGUCUAGUUCCCUGCAAAAGGCCUCCUGUCACUUUACUAGCUGCACAGAGGUAGGAAUAUGUGGCUUCUUCCCCCCAACAAACCCCCGUGCCAAGCUGAAGCUGCACCUAGUGGACUUCUCUGCACAGCUGUUAAAGGCACAAGAGCAGUCUUAAAAGCCCAUGAUGAUACCUGUUAGAAUGUCCUUUCAGGUGGCCAUUACCCAAAGGACUAGCCCCAUUAACAAACUAUGUCCAAUGCACCUAACAAUCUGUGUACAGUGUAUGCACAUACAGAUCUGUACACACAUAUAGUCAUUCAUCAGUUAUGUUCAAUGCAUGUCCAGUAGUACACUUCCUAUUUGCGCCGUGCACAUGCAAGCAUCGGUGCCCAGGUUCACUUUCAAAAUGAGUCAUUCACAAAAAAACAUGUACCUGUGCAUUCACAUAACAUAUAAUGUCAGAAUAGAGCUUCUCUUGCACUCUAUGAAGGAAUUAGGAUAAAGACCAAGCCCCUAGGCUUGAAACAAGGAAAUAGGGCACAGUUGAGUAGGGAGAACUAGGUCUGCUUUGACAGUGAUGUGACUUGUGCACUCGAUUCAUGUGAAGCACUUGAAGUGACAGCUGAAGCAGGUCUUAAAUCCUUUUUACUACUGCGUAGUGCUGUGUUAACCCAGUUUUUGGCUCCAGCUCAUAGAAUAGCAAAACACCUGAUCUUACAGCUCACAUGCCAUGACAGAGCGGUUUACUAAAGGCACAUUUACAUUAUAGGUUUCAACUGGCUUAAUGAUAAUUCCCUUUCUCCAAGAAGCCCUGGGCAUUGUACUGUGAUAGGGCUACGAGUUCUCUUGUCAACAUCCUCCCCAAAUCACAGUUCCCAGGAGAGGGAAUGAAAAAUUGAUAUAAAAGCAGUAAAAAUUUGUAGUGUGGUAACAAUGCAGUUACCACAAUGUAUGUACAGGAAUGGGGGGGAAAGAAUACAUUCCAAAUUACUUGUCUUGGUUCCCCCCUCAGCCCUGAGGAAUUUGGUACAUCUCUCCGUUCUCCUGUGAACCUUUCAGUAUUCUUUUGUAUAAUAAUUGUAAAACAACACUUGCUAAUGUACAUAAUAAAUUAUUGAAAACCCUACAUCUUUUACAGGAUAUAUUUCAAAUAUAUUUUAAUGAAAUAAAAUAUUACUUCUCUUAAGUGUAA